Molecule: messenger RNA, 1653 nt
Organism: Aaosphaeria arxii CBS 175.79
Lineage: Eukaryota; Fungi; Ascomycota; Dothideomycetes; Pleosporales
Exons: 4
Coding region: 1-1653 (550 amino acids)
Molecular function (GO): protein binding
Source: RefSeq, a predicted model, not a curated record
AUGUCUCUCAAGCAGGAAAUCGAAACCUGGGUGGCAGCCCUCGCCCACUACGACGGCAACGACUUCGAAGAGGCAUUGAAGGAGUUUGACGGCAUCUCCGAUACCUCCAAAAUUCUAUUCAACUGCGGUGUCAUCCAUGCGACGUUGGGAGAGCAUGAGAAGGCGGUCGACUGCUACCAGCGCGCUGUGCGGCUGGACCAGUACCUCGCCGUAGCCUACUUCCAGCAGGGUGUCUCGAAUUUCCUCAUGGGCGACUUCGAGGAGGCCCUGGCCAACUUCAACGACACCCUUCUCUACCUCCGUGGAAACAACAACAUCGACUAUGAGCAAUUGGGCUUGAAAUUCAAAUUGUACUCGUGCGAGGUCUUGUUCAACCGUGGCCUGUGCUACAUCUACCUCCAGCAGAAGGAUGCUGGUAUGCAGGACUUGUCGUUUGCUGCGAAGGAGAAGGUCGUUCCGGACCACGAAGUCAUCGACGAAGCCAUUCGCGAGGAAGCCGAGGGUUACACUGUCUUCUCUAUCCCCGUCGGCAUUGUCUACCGCCCCAACGAAGCAAAGGUCAAGAACUUGAAGACUAAGGAUUAUCUCGGCAAGGCACGCUUGGUCGCUGCCUCGGAUCGUGCGAACGCAUUCACUGGAUUCGCCGGGUCUGAGAUCAAGAAGAUGGGCGAAACCCCGGCCAAGGACGACCGACCCGAAGACAAGGUCUCGUACGCCGCCACGAACCUCGUCAAACCCAAUCUCCAGAGCAGGGCUAGACAACAAUCUGAGCCGCCUAUGAACCGUAACAUGUUCCCCCCUACGCCACCACCGGAGUCGGACAAGAGGAAUUCGGGCGGUGCCCAGGAAGGUGGCCAGAUGUCGCGCGCACAGUCUGUUCGCGGCGGUGGUCCCAAGCCGCGACCUCUUGAUCUCGGCAGAGCUGCGUUCGAUCAAGGCAACCAGGAUGCCCCUCGCCGUAUGGGCACACAGCGAUCCAUGUCAGAGCGACCAGCACCGUCCCGUUCGAACACCCGCAGCCGACGUGACGAGCGCGAGAGGCCUCGGCGUCGUGGUUCUGACGAUGAUAUCGAGGAGGACUACGCCGACGAUGUGUACGACAUGUAUCAGCCCCGAUCAAACAGGCCUGCCUACUCGAGAUCUCGCCAGGGCAAGAACUCUAGGCCGAUGUACAUCGAUGAAGAGGAGGAGGAGGAUGACUAUGACGGAAGCGACGUUGACGAUGCUGACUUUGAGAUGGUGUCUCGUUCAAAGACCCGAAGACGGUCGCCUGCUCGUUCUGCUACCUCCCGUCGCAGCGACAGGGAGCGAGAGCCAGCGAUGAAAAUUCGUGUCAAGGUCCAUGCAGGAGACACCCGCUACGUCUUCAUCGACCAGAACAAGACGAUGCGCGAGUUUGUGCAACAAAUACGUGAGAAGUUCGGCCUCCGCCAGAACUUCAAGGUCGAGAUACGCGAUGAUGGUGACAUGAUCACCAUGGCCGACCAGGACGAUCUGGAUAUGGCUAUCCAGACAGCCAAGAGCAUGGCUAGGAAGGAGAAUUCGGAUAUGGCAAAGAUGGAGGUAUGGCUUAACCUUGAUGUCCCUAACGAGAACUUCUCCAAUCCUCCUCCUCCUCUCACUCCCAGCAUCGAAAUUUCUGAAUAUGUAUGA